AUUUCGCAUAUCGAACGGUGCAUUCGCUCGAAGGAAGAUGAAUCCUUAAAAUACAACCCAGUCCCCCUUUCUUUCCCUUCUCGGUCCGUAGCCGCCAGCUGCCGGCUUCCGCUCCAAGAAAAGAUCCCUCUCUAAUAAUCCUCAUGAAUCUAAGAGACAGAAAGAAAGAGCCGAGUGAGAGCGAGCGAUAGAGGGAGGGGAGGAUGGUUUUGUGGGAGAUAACGCUGGGAACCGCCUAUUUCUUAGGGCUGAGGCGAACCUACAAGCUUGCCCUUAGGAUUCAGCGGCGCAUCGUCGGCCCCAAUCACCCCGAGAUCCGCCAAUUCCUUCACAGGCGCACACGCAGUGUUUUCGAUGUGGCUGUCAGAGUUCACGAAAGCAUACAACAGAGAGACAUAGAAGUUGGAAGGAAUUUUGGGAACUGGAUUCUACGGUGGCUGGACCAUGUGAAACCAUCAGCGCUGAUCCGUUCCCAACCAGCAAGUCUACCAACCUGUAGUAACCACAUCCCCAAGCAUGGAGCAAGCUCUGGCCAGACUUUUAGAUACCAGAGGCCCAUAUUUCAAACUAAAUAUCAGGAGGGGAAAGUCCGUUCUUUUUUUGCCCCUUGGAACAUUCACCUGAGAUCCUUCCCAACUAUAGCCAUGAUGAUGCAGCCUCUGAGACCUGCUGGCAUGAAUGGCCAGUAUAGAUAUGCAUCUCAUUAUAUGCCUAGCUUAUCAGCAUUGGACUACAGAAUAGAUCGAGUUCAAAGCAUUUUCCGCAAGGAUAUUGCACUGUGGAUGCUGCGUAACUAAUUGACCAGUUACAUGUUUUGCUGCCAGUUUUCUACUUUGUUGUUGCAUCUAUGUACCCUCUGAUCAGAUGUCGGAGUAAUUCUAAAUAUGAAACUAUUUUUGUAAUACUGGAAGAUCUCUGAUGGAUAAUGUUGAAAGUCUGGACAGCCUGCAUGAUCAUUUAAUUCACGCAAUAACCUGAAUGCCAGUUUUGAAUC
Messenger RNA from Elaeis guineensis (African oil palm), 994 nucleotides. RefSeq lists its product as uncharacterized. The record is from RefSeq and is a predicted model, not a curated record. Lineage: Eukaryota; Viridiplantae; Streptophyta; Magnoliopsida; Arecales; Arecaceae.